Leptidea sinapis is the source of this 1263-nucleotide messenger RNA. Its product is annotated as regucalcin-like. Lineage: Eukaryota; Metazoa; Arthropoda; Insecta; Lepidoptera; Pieridae. Gene Ontology annotation, molecular function: calcium ion binding; gluconolactonase activity; enzyme regulator activity. Bases 90 to 1106 code for a protein of 338 amino acids. The record is from RefSeq and is a predicted model, not a curated record. Gene Ontology annotation, biological process: L-ascorbic acid biosynthetic process. The transcript is spliced from 6 exons.
UCAAACAUUUCAUUCAUGUGUCUGCCUCUGAUCCACAUUGACGCGCGUUAAGUUACAGGACGGUUCUUAGCCCAGCUGUCCAGUGCAGAAUGGGUUAUGUUAUCAAGUGUUCGACACUGUGUUUGAUUGGUGUUAUCCUCGCACACGUGUCUGGAGGCCGGCCAUCCACGCCCUUCAUUAAGAACGUGUACAGAGGAGGUGAGCACUUCGAAGGUCCUCACUGGUCAGUCGUAGAGAGCGCUCUGUACUGGGUGGACAUAUCGGGUCAGACAUUGUAUCGACUGGACGCCGCGUCAGGAAAUGUUACGUCGAGAGAGAUCGCAUACGGCCCCGUGUCCCUGGUAGUGACAGUAAAAGACUACCCUAAUCUAGUUCUCCUAUCAUCACGGGCUGAACUGUACUUCCUUUCAUGGGACGCGGAGGAAGGUGACAGCGGCUUGCGACUGCUGACCGCAGUGGACAUCGGGAAGCCAGAUAAUCGCAUCAAUGAUGGCAAAGUCGAUUCACAAGGCAGGCUGUGGUUUGGCACUAUGGGUAAAGAAGCCGACGGAAAUGUCGACGAGAACCAAGGGACACUCUACACGCUGACGAAGGACAACUACAUAAACCCUGAAGUAAAGGUCCGCCCGGUGUCCGUCUCAAACGGCAUCGCGUGGACGUCUGACGACUCCUACAUGUUCUACAUCGACUCGCCCACGAGAAACAUCGACGUCUUCGAUUAUGAACUCGAUUCUGGAGUGAUCCGUAACCGAAGAACACUGUUCAGCUUCAAGGCCAAUAAUAUCACUGGUGUGCCAGAUGGUAUGACAAUAGAUUGCGAGGGUAAUCUUUGGAUCGCUUGCUUUAAUGGAGGGAAGGUAAUUAAAGUAGAUUCGAGAGGAGGAAAACUUCUCGAGCAACACAAGCUGCCUGCAAGUAAAGUGACAUCAGUGGUUUGGGGUGGAAACGACUUAUCAACACUGUUCGUGACAACAAGCCGAAGGGACCUUAACAGUGUACAACUAGCACAAGAACCAGAAGCUGGCUCACUGUUCGCUAUUGAAGGCACAGGAGUUAAAGGAUUACCAAGCAACCAGUUUGUUUAUCCAAACGCUGACAAAUAUUGAGAAAUAAAAAAAUAGUUUUGUCGUAUGUUAAUAAUUUUAAAUUAUAUAUUACAUUGUUUAUCAUUUCCAGAGUAAUAGACAUCCCAGAUAUUGUAAUUUAUUUAAUUUGUAAUAUUUUUAAAAAGUGUUUUAUAUAAUUAAAUUAUAUUCUAUUGUA